CGACGUUAUACUUUACUUAUAAUGCUCAUAAUUCCUGAAUCAUGUGUAUAAAAAAUAUCUUAAUUCUGCUUGAACAUUACAGCUCUUUGUCCUGAUAUGAGUACGUGUUAUAAGUACUGCGAAAAUGGGUUUAAAAUUCGCGACGAUGGAUGCAAGAUAUGUAAAUGCAACAAGCCAUCCUACUGUCCCGUUAAGUCAUGUUAUUUGUUCUGUGAAGGAGGGUUUCUAAUUGGUACUGAUGGAUGCGAAAGAUGUAAAUGUAAAAACAAACCAUCCCAUUGUAAAGAUCCGAAGUGUGAUAUCAAAUGUGAAUAUGGAUUCAAAACAGGUUAUGAUGGGUGUGAUAAAUGUGAAUGCGAACAGCCACGUAAGUCUGUACAAUCAUCUGUAUUAUGUAAAUUCAACAUAUUUUCUGGGUAA
This is a messenger RNA of Mytilus trossulus (common blue mussel), 420 nucleotides long. RefSeq names its product antistasin-like. Bases 97 to 420 code for a protein of 107 amino acids. The transcript has 3 exons. NCBI's taxonomy places the organism in Eukaryota, Metazoa, Mollusca, Bivalvia, Mytilida, Mytilidae. Gene Ontology annotation, molecular function: serine-type endopeptidase inhibitor activity. The record is from RefSeq and is a predicted model, not a curated record.